AUGGCGUUUAAAUGUUCCAUAAGACAUAAGAUUGCCUCGAAAUGCAUGCAAGUUUUUGAGUCGAUUGUUGCCAAGUUCCUUCUCAUAAUCUCAAUAUGCUCCAUAAUUUACUCCAAUAACUGGCUUUCUGUCUACAUUAACUUCUCAUUCUUGAUCUUAGCUAUAUUCUCUCUGAUAACUUAUGGACAAUGCUACAGAAAGGCCAAUCCACUUCUUGCUAUACCGAUGUUAAUUAAUCAUACUGUUUUCAUCUUCUGGAUCUUCAUAUGGUUGUACGCUAGUAUAGCGUCUAUAACUACUGGCCAUUUAUGGUCGCUUGAAUGGCUAGGCGGACCGAAGAGUAGUAGAGAAGUUGGUAGCCGUGAUGUCCGCGAUCCCAAUUACAUCAACCCUGACGAGACACAUCCGGAAACGAAAAAAUCUAUAACAUAUGGUUCAAUCAUCAUGGGAGUGUCUUUGCUGAUCAUGGUUCUUAAGAUCAUUGGCUGGCGAAUUGCUAAAACAACUUUCAAUGAGUUAAGACAAAAAUCUCUACAAAUGAGUGAUGACGACGAUGGUUUCAAUUCUCCUCCUCCACCAUUUCCUCAUAAUGACUCGGGUGAAUACACAGAUUUCGACAACAGCAGAGACUAUGACCCCUACAACAACAGAAACAACCCCGAUGAUAGUUUAACCAACAACGACAGCGAGUAUGGACAAUCUAACAGAAGGCCACCUGGCAAAUACGGUAAGCUCGUUCAAGAGCUAAACAGACAACAGCAUAUGAAUCAAGGACCGAAAGAAGCGGAACGAGUGAAAUUCAUGGUUCCUCCUCAACAGAAAGGAUUGUCGUCAACAUCCAGUUUUGUUGAAUCACAAUUUUAA
Messenger RNA from Auanema sp. JU1783, 864 nucleotides. NCBI's taxonomy places the organism in Eukaryota, Metazoa, Nematoda, Chromadorea, Rhabditida, Rhabditidae. The record is from the annotation of a GenBank genome assembly.